AUGUCAGCGCCGUCCAAAAAGAUCGCCCUGAUAACAGGCUGUUCCGCCGGCGGCGUCGGCGCCGCCUUCGCAUCCGUCUUCGCCGCCAACCCCAACUACCACGUUUACGCCACCGCUCGCAAUACCUCCAAGAUCCCGCAGUCGCUGCAUGAGACCAGCAGUGUGACAGUACUGGCGCUCGAUGUAACGUCUUCUGAAUCCAUUGCGGCGGCAAUUGAGGCUGUGAGAGCGAAGACGGGCGAGAGGAUGGAUGUUCUGAUAAAUAACGCCGGCGCAGGCUGGAAUGCCCCAGCCCUCGAUGCCGAUAUCCAGGAAGCGAGGAGGGUGUUCGAUGCGAACUUCUUCGGCCCAUUGGAAGUGGUGAAAGCAUUUGGACCGAUGCUGGUGAACGCCCACGGGUGUUGCGUCAACAACUGCUCAGUGGGUGGCGUCGCAGGCUUUCCGUUUGGCUCCAUCUACUCCGCCAGCAAAGCCGCCCUCAUCAACGCUGGCGAAGUCUGGCGUCACGAGCUGGCUCCGCUCAACGUCCGCGUGCUGACGCUCGUGACUGGCGGCAUAGCGACCAAGUUCCUAGAAAACCUCCAGCCCGUCGACCUUCCUGAAGGCUCGUACUAUGCCGGGAUCAAGGACAUCAUUGAGAAACAGGAGGAGAACAUCUCCUUCGCCCAAGAGCCGGAGAUUUUUGCGCAAGAUCUGUUGCGAAGGGUCGAGGCUGGGCAGAGAGGCAAGAAAUGGGUGGCUGGAGGGGCGUCGCUGAUGAAAUGGGUGCAUUGGCUGGCGCCUCAGUGCGUGAUUGAUCGCAUCUUCACGGAGUUCAAGUCGUUUCAAAAAAAGCUGUCAGCGCAGCAUCAGCAACGAAUGGCGGAGGAGAGCAAGAAGGUAGCCUAA
This is a messenger RNA of Saxophila tyrrhenica, 888 nucleotides long. RefSeq lists its product as uncharacterized. Lineage: Eukaryota; Fungi; Ascomycota; Dothideomycetes; Mycosphaerellales; Extremaceae. Bases 1 to 888 code for a protein of 295 amino acids. Gene Ontology annotation, molecular function: acylglycerone-phosphate reductase (NADP+) activity; triacylglycerol lipase activity. Gene Ontology annotation, biological process: phosphatidic acid biosynthetic process; triglyceride catabolic process. Gene Ontology annotation, cellular component: lipid droplet; endoplasmic reticulum. The record is from RefSeq and is a predicted model, not a curated record. The transcript is spliced from 3 exons.